Messenger RNA from Babesia ovata, 1005 nucleotides. Its product is annotated as histone H2A. Lineage: Eukaryota; Apicomplexa; Aconoidasida; Piroplasmida; Babesiidae. Gene Ontology annotation, molecular function: structural constituent of chromatin; DNA binding; protein heterodimerization activity. The record is from RefSeq and is a predicted model, not a curated record. The transcript is spliced from 6 exons. Gene Ontology annotation, biological process: Golgi vesicle transport. Gene Ontology annotation, cellular component: TRAPP complex; nucleosome. Bases 1 to 1005 code for a protein of 334 amino acids.
AUGCUGAGCGCCAGGGAGCGCGCGGCCAAGAGACACGCGAACGUCGUCUCCGUUCUCUCCUUCAUUUCAACCACGGUGUGGAAGCAUCUUUUCGGACACACUGCGGUGCUGCUCAAGGGCAAAGACGACCCAAGGGAGUACAUGAUAAGCGACAAGGAGCUACAAAUAACUAAAUAUAUCAGCACCCCAAAGGUACUUAUAAUGCUUUUAUCUUUCGAUAUUUCGCAGGACCUGCAGCACACUAGCUGCGCCGCGUUUGUGGCCGGCAUGGUUGAGGGCAUGUUGCGCUGCAGCGAGUUUCCUGCUGUCGUAUCGGCUCACAACAUUUUGGAGGAUAACCAGGAGUACUCGGUCACCAUGCUGAUAAAGUUCGAGCCGUCAGUGCUCGACCGCGCCGGUCGCCUACAAUAUCACUAUUAUUUGUUUUUGUAUUGCACUAUCGCUAGUGUGAACAGUCGCAUUUAUCUCGUGUCUGCUGUGCGAGUCGUACGCAUCCGGUUUUGUUUACACUUUUGCACGAUGGACGCCGGUGGUAAAAUUGGCGGCAAAAUCGGUGGAAAGAUCGGCGGUAAGGUCGGCGGUCUUGGUAAGGGUGGCAAGGGCAAGGCAGGUGCCGGCAAGGGCAAGAAAACUCCCAUGAGCCGUGCCGCUCGUGCUGGUCUGCAAUUCCCCGUCGGUAGGGUUCACCGUAUGCUGAAGUCGCGUAUCUCCGCUGACGGUCGUGUCGGUUCCACCGCUGCGGUCUACACCUCCGCCAUUCUGGAGUACCUGACCGCCGAAGUGCUUGAGUUGGCCGGAAACGCUUCCAAGGAUUUGAAGGUGAAGCGUAUCACUCCUCGCCACUUGCAGCUGGCCAUCAGGGGAGACGAAGAGCUUGACACCCUCAUCAAGGCUACCAUCGCUGGCGGUGGUGUCAUUCCUCACAUCCACAAGGCGCUCAUGAACAAGACUCCUCCGCAGGUGCUGGUGAAGCCUCCCCAGCCCCAGCCGCCGAGGCGCGUUUAA